AGUCGUCCAAAUCGGACUGCGGACUUAAGUCACCUGACAAUUUGUCAGCUACGAGGAUGAUGUAAUGAGCCAUUCACACUCAGUUUCACCCCUAAGAGCCAUCUUUUUCACAACAAGUAUAUAUAGAACACUGAUACCCCGUCUUGUUGAAUCCAAAAAGCAUCAUCAAUUGAAUUGAGUCAAAAAAACAUCCAGAAACAUUCCAUUCCAACCGAAGCCCCUUUCUCCAACCAACCAUCCCGAGCUAAAAACGCACCAACCACAAUGUCGAAAAUCGGCGUCUUCCCCGCCGCCGGUGGCCUGGGAUCCAGCAUCGUCAACCACCUGGCCAAAAUUGUCCCCGCGUCGCAAUUGAUUCUCAUCGCUCGCAAACCGGAAAAUCUGAACGAGUUCAAGCAACAAGGAGCCACGGUUCGACGGGCCGAUUAUGAAGACCCUUCUUCCCUGGAGGGCGUGUUCGAUGGGGUGGACGUGUUGAUGCUCAUUUCGUAUGCGUCGUUCGAGAUUGACUUCCGCGUGAAGGUCCAACGACAAGCCAUCGACCUCGCGCUGCGCAGCGGCGUCCGACACAUCUUCUACUCGUCGCUGGGCUUCGGCGGCGAUCUAGAAGACCACAGCGUGGCGCACGUGAUGGGCGCCCACCUCGCCACGGAGAAGUACCUGAGCGAGCUGCAGGCGCGGGACAGCAGCGCCUUCACGUACACGUCCAUCCGCGAGGGGCUCUACUCGGAGUCGUUCCCCAUCUACACCUCGUGGUUCGACCCCGCCGAUCCCGUCAGCGAGAUCACCAUCCCGCAUGACGGGUCCGGGCCCGGCGUCGCGUGGGUGAAGCGCGACGAGCUGGGCGAGGCCACCGCGAAGCUCAUCGCCUCGUAUGCGACCGACCCCGCGGCCUUCCCGCACCUGAACAAGAACCUCCUGCUCUCGGGUCCGUUGGAGCUGUCGCUCAACGAGACCGCCGACGUGCUGGCGAAGGCGGUGGGCCGGCCCGUGCGGAUCCGUGAGAUCUCCGUCGACGAGUACGUGAAGCUGCCGCAACAUGGGGAUAAGCACACCUAUCACGGCGUUGAUCUCGCGCGGGAGUGGGCGACCGCGUGGGAGGCCAUUCGUCGAGGCGAGGCGGCCGUCGUGUCGCCGCUGCUCAAGGAGAUUCUGGGCCGGGAGCCCGAGAGCUUCGAGAAGACGGUGAGCGACUUGACGCGGUAGUUGGUGUUGGUGGUUUGGGAGGGGAUGGGUACACACACCUAUGGUGGGGGGGUUGGAGGGGCAAGUUGAGGGUAUUCACGGCGUCAUUUAACUUUUAAUAAAUUAAUUUCCUCAAUCCCCCAGCGUUGCUGGUCGCUGUACA
Aspergillus steynii IBT 23096 is the source of this 1348-nucleotide messenger RNA. Its product is annotated as NAD(P)-binding protein. The record is from RefSeq and is a predicted model, not a curated record. NCBI's taxonomy places the organism in Eukaryota, Fungi, Ascomycota, Eurotiomycetes, Eurotiales, Aspergillaceae. The coding region runs from base 265 to 1206 and encodes 313 amino acids. The transcript has 2 exons.